AAAUUGUACAGCGAAAAUAGUUCAGAGAUGAAGUUAAUAGUGGCGCUAGCUGCCAUAUUGGGGCUGGUAGUUGAUGUCAGUACUCAGGCAGCUGAAGAAGGCUGGACGGAGGUCAACAAUCAAUAUUUUCAAUUCAAUUCUGGUGAGUCCGAUUUGGAAAUAAAGACGGAGGGUUUGACAGGCAAUACGAUAUUAGCUGUUGGAUGGUACGAAGAUUCUGGGUCCACUCCGCUGGGUACACUUUUCCUGCAGUUGACAGGAUCAUCCUCAGUUGUCUCGUACAGCAUGGUUUCCUGUACAAUCAUCCCGAGGUCAUUUAACCUAGCAAACCAAGAAGUUGUAUCUGCUUUUUCCAAGACGUGGAGGUUGAUAUUGACCAGCGAUCAUCUCCAGAUCAUGGUUAACGGACUGGAGCAGCUGAAAUUUACGUUUGCAGAUGACUGUUCUAAUGGAUGGCGAAACUGGGAUAAACAGACAGAUUAUGCGCAGUUUAAUUCGAUCGACUCGGCGUCUAAGGAGUAUCGUGUAAUUGCAAAGAAAAGUUCGGGGGGUGAUGCAGUGGCCGCCGAAUGUGACACAGGAUUUGUAAAGUGCGCGGAUCAAGAGCAAUGUAUUCGGGAAUCAUUUGUUUGUGACGGCGGAGAUCCAGAUUGUGAAGAUGGGUCAGAUGAAGAAAAUUGCACAGAAGAUUGUGCUGCGGGCCAGUCUCUGGAUCAGUUUACUGGCUGUGAACCCUGUCCGACAGAUGAAUGGAGUUUAGCAGGAAACGCAGCUUCUACCUGCACGGCAUGUCCAGCUGGCAAAGAGGUAGCCGCUGGAUCAGGAACAUCACAAAGUGCCUGCACAUGGAAAGAUUGUGCUGCGGGCGAGGCUCUGGAUCAGUCAUAUGGCUGUGAACCCUGUCCGCCAGAUGAAUGGAGUUUAGCAGCAAACGCAGCUUCUACCUGCACGGCAUGUCCAGCUGGCAAAGAGGUAGCCGCUGGAUCAGGAACAUCACAAAGUGCCUGCACAUGGAAAGAUUGUUUUGCGGGCCAGUAUCUGGAUCAGUCAACUGGCUGUCAAGCCUGUCCGGCAGAUCAAUGGAGUUUAGCAGCAAACGCAGCUUCUACCUGCACGGCAUGUCCAGCUGGCAAAGGGGUAGCCUCUGGAUCAGGAACACAACAAAGUGACUGCACAUGGACUCCAGACGAGUGUGUUAAAGCGGGUGAGGAUGGAUCAGACUACAGAGGAACUGUAUCAGUCACAGCAUCAGGAUACGUCUGCCAGAGAUGGGACUCUCAAUCACCUAAUACACACAGCAGAACUCCUGAGAACUACCCUGAUUCAGGACUGCAAGAGAACUAUUGCAGAAAUCCAGACGGUGAAUCAAAACCCUGGUGUUUGAAUAGUGAGGGAACUAAUCCUCGAGGGGGGUUAUGUGAUAUACCUACAUGCCCUGUGGCCGCCGAAUGUGACACAGGAUAUGUAAAGUGCGCGGAUCAAGAGCAAUGUAUUCGGGAAUCAUAUGUUUGUGACGGAGAUCCAGAUUGUGAAGAUGGGUCAGAUGAAGAAAAUUGCCCAGCGGUUGACUGCAGUGAUGCAGCAAACUAUGAAAGUUCCGAAUGUUAUUCUGCCGCCCCUCAAGGUCAAACUCUUUGCAGUUUAUUGGUCGGCCUCCUCACAACUCUUAUAAUCAUUGGUUUCUAGAGGAUCGCGUGACUCAGGAGCAGCACUGGUAUUAGGACAUGAAUAAUUGUUAAUAUGCAGUUGAACAGAGAAAGUAUAAACUAUAAAUACAUAGGUUUUAGAAUUUAUGUGUGUGCAAAAUGCAAAUAUGCAAAUAUGCCAAAGGAAGGUUAUAUUAACGUAACCAACAAAAAAUAUUUUGUUUAUGUUUUUAAAUAUUAUUUAAAUUAAAGUAAAUGAGAAUUGAGAUGGUAUUAACUAUUUGUAUUAAUACUAGUAAUAAUAGUAAUACUAAUAAUAUUAAUAUUAAAAUGUGAUGACUAGUAAUAGUAAUACAUGGGUUUUUACAACUUCACUCGCCAGCGCCACGUAACGUGACUUGGGUGUAAUCGUUUUCUAAUCGAAAAAACGGUUUUGCCUUUACCUGGGAACCCCAGGCUAUAAUUGAUAAUGUUCAUAAACAUUAAACAUAUACAAUAUAGCCGAAUAGAGAUUCGGCGGAAUGACACUGACAGGCUAAGUAAGUCUCGCCUGAAUCCUAACCCCGAAUUUAACUGUAACCCUAACCCGAGCCAUAAACAUUUAAAUUCGUGUUGCACUAGAACAGUUUUGCAGUUUGCUCAUAGCUCUUCCAUCUUCGGGGAAGCAAUUUAACCUUUUUAAUAUUGAUUAUAGUUAUACUGGGCGGCGCUCAGACUGUCAUUCCGCCGUGCAGCGUCUAUUGGCAUGUUUAUGAACACUAUCAGCAUCAGCAUGGGGUCCCCAAAUAAACCAAUACCAUUUCAGAGCUGCGGCCCAUAUGCUGUUAUAAUGGUUAAGAUUAGAAUUUCUUGGCGAUUGAUUUAGUGGAACUAAUUGUAGGUUACAUGUUCAUUCAUAGCUGCAUGUUACUGUUAGUGUUACUCGCAUAUUAGCUUUUUUAUUUUACAUUUGUGUGUUCCCACUAUAACAUCAUGUGAGAAUAGUCAGGUAAAUCGUGCAGAUUAGAUAGUUACUCUUAAGAUGUUAAUUUCCUUGAAUUUCUUUCCCUAUGCCUAGGUCAGGAGGACUAUGCUAAGGUUAUCUAAGGCCGGUGACAUCUACUUAGCGGGGAGGGGCCGGUGGUUUUUGAAAUCCAGACAGCUAGGGGGAGGGGGUGGUUUCUGAAAAUCCGGACGUCCGGGAAUUUUGGCAGAAUUAACGAAAAAGUCCCAUUUAUUUCAACUCUUUGACACUAAUUACUUGCAAGUUUAGAUCCCUGUAUUUUAAGCGAGUACUUAAUUAAUGUACUUAAAUGUAACUGUGCUAAACUUGUUCGACACUAAAUGUAUUAUUGUCAAUUUUAAGUAACUACACAUUUUAUUAACAAUGAAUUUGAGUUGGUUUUAUUUGUACUUUUAAAAGUAGCUGGAAAUCUGGACGUCUGUGAGAGGGGGUGGUUUUGAAAAUUCGGACACACCCGGACAGGGGGGGUGGUCUGAAAAUCUGCGAUUUUGGCGGACGUUCUAAGCUUAAGUAGAUGCCCUUAAAACAUGUUUUGAACAUUAGAUGAUUUCUUAAUUUCUAAUUUCAUGUACUUCUAGAUUCUAAACUUAAAGAGCAUAUUUGUGAAUUAAUAA
Molecule: messenger RNA, 3263 nt
Organism: Bolinopsis microptera
Lineage: Eukaryota; Metazoa; Ctenophora; Tentaculata; Lobata; Bolinopsidae
Product: very low-density lipoprotein receptor-like
Exons: 12
Coding region: 28-1686 (552 amino acids)
Molecular function (GO): signaling receptor binding; endopeptidase activity
Source: RefSeq, a predicted model, not a curated record